Prunus avium (sweet cherry) is the source of this 366-nucleotide messenger RNA. Its product is annotated as oleosin Ara h 15.0101-like. Lineage: Eukaryota; Viridiplantae; Streptophyta; Magnoliopsida; Rosales; Rosaceae. Gene Ontology annotation, biological process: lipid storage. Gene Ontology annotation, cellular component: monolayer-surrounded lipid storage body; membrane. The record is from RefSeq and is a predicted model, not a curated record.
AUGGCGAAUCAAUCAAAAGAAAUUACCCAGAACCUCUACGGCCGGUCAGCUCCACCCUCACACCAAACAGUCAAGCUCUUGACCGCAGCCACAGUUGGUGCCACGCUGUUAUUCUUGUACGGGUUAACUCUGACCGGGACGGUGAUUGCCCUGAUCAUGGCUACCCCUGUCCUGUUGCUGUUUAGUCCAAUUCUAGUCCCGGCUGGAUUAGUCAUGCUCCUCAUAGCAGCCGGAUUUGUUUUCUCCGGCUGUUGUGGCAUGGCAGCAAUGACGGUGAUCGCCUGGUUAUAUAACUAUGUAUCUAACUAUGCGGCUGCGAAGCAAAGGGCUAAUGCGUACGGGCAGUUCGUGAUGCUUGAUAUAUAG